This is a messenger RNA of Colletotrichum chrysophilum, 558 nucleotides long. RefSeq lists its product as uncharacterized. NCBI's taxonomy places the organism in Eukaryota, Fungi, Ascomycota, Sordariomycetes, Glomerellales, Glomerellaceae. The transcript has 2 exons. Bases 1 to 558 code for a protein of 185 amino acids. Gene Ontology annotation, molecular function: zinc ion binding; aldehyde-lyase activity. The record is from RefSeq and is a predicted model, not a curated record. Gene Ontology annotation, biological process: carbohydrate metabolic process.
AUGGUCGAUGGUUCUAUGUUCGAAGAGGAGGAAAACAUUCGAUACGUCAAGUCUGUCGUGGAUAGAGCUCGCGAAAAGAACAUGACCGUUGAGGCGGAGCUAGGAAGGAUGGAGGGCGGAGAAGACGGGCUUCCGACCGUCGACCUCGAGAGCGUAUGGACGGAUCCGGGUCGCGCCGCCGAAUUUGUCAAGCAGACGGGGGUUCAUUUCCUUGCGCCCAGCUUUGGCAACGUCCACGGACCGUAUCCCCCUGGAGGCGCAGAGAAACAUUGGCAGCUUGAUAGGUUAGAAAAGAUUCAUGAAGCUCUUGGGGAGGCGACGCCGCUGGUUUUGCACGGCACGCACCCGCUGUCAGACGAAAUGGUCAAGGUGGGCAUGGCUAAGGGAAUGGUCAAGGUGAACCAGAACCGCAACGUGCGCAAUGGUUAUCACAAGUACUUGGAGGAAAACUGUUCCAUGGUGGAACUCACAACACUGCAAGUUCAGGGAGUUGAGGAGUAUGCAAAGGGUGUCGAACGCUUGAUGGUCGAGGUGCUCGGGUCGUCUGGUAGGGCGUAG